This is a messenger RNA of Pomacea canaliculata, 809 nucleotides long. Its product is annotated as 40S ribosomal protein S26-like. Gene Ontology annotation, biological process: translation. Gene Ontology annotation, cellular component: cytosolic small ribosomal subunit; ribosome. The record is from RefSeq and is a predicted model, not a curated record. Lineage: Eukaryota; Metazoa; Mollusca; Gastropoda; Architaenioglossa; Ampullariidae. Gene Ontology annotation, molecular function: structural constituent of ribosome; mRNA binding. The transcript has 6 exons. The coding region runs from base 105 to 725 and encodes 206 amino acids.
CUCACUUUUAGCACUCAAAGUAUACAGAGAAAGAGCACAAGCAAGGAGCAAGACAGUCAAGUGCAUGGUCUUGAACAAUGUCGAAAUCCAGCUCAUUCUGACUCAUGAACAGCCCUGCAAGAAACCGACGUGGUGGAGAACUAACUCGGGAUAAGCCUGAGCUCCUAUGGGACAUGAAAGGCGACAUUAGUGAAGAUGAAGACGACGACGAUUUUGCUAUUCAUACACUCUUCUUGAAAGUGGUGACACUGGGCAAGGCAGCUGUUAGUAAAGAAGAGAACAUUGUACAGGUGGAGGCGGUCAACUACAACAACAUCACGGUCAAGCAACCACUGGUCAACAUGGUUGCUGGCGUCAACAACACGACUCAGAAGCGCAGGAACAAUGGUCGCUCCAAGAAGGGACGCGGACACGUGAACUCUGUCCGCUGCAACAAUUGUGCUUGUUGCGUUCCCAAGGACAAGGCCAUCAGGAAAUCUGUCGCCAGAAACAUUGUAGAAGCAGCAGCUGUUCGGGAUAUUUCAGAUGCCAGUGUUUAUGAAGGCUAUACCCUGCCCAAGCUGUAUGCCGAGCUAUUCUACUGCGUGUCCUGUGCUCUCCACUCCAAAGUGGUGCACAGCCGUUCACAUGAGGACAGGAAAGAUCGAACACUUCCCAUUCCCUGCCUAGUCCGACCAAUCAGGGAGGGAGCAGGUCCAAGAGCUGGAGCUGGCGGACAGCAUUGAGAGAUAGACAGAGAGAAAUAAAGUUUUGGUAUCUAUUCAAAACAUAAAUCAUCUCAUGAAAUAAAGAGAGGGUGGACACCAUCA